Molecule: messenger RNA, 3244 nt
Organism: Megalopta genalis
Lineage: Eukaryota; Metazoa; Arthropoda; Insecta; Hymenoptera; Halictidae
Source: RefSeq, a predicted model, not a curated record
GAUCAUGGCGCGAGAGGUUCUUCCGCGUGUGCAUAUCUACUCCCUGGCUUUGAUCGUGUCUGCUUUUCAUAGGGCAAGUUCCUCGACAGCGUCGCCGGUCGAUUGCACGAGAUUCGAUAUCGCCGAGCUCGAGGACUAUUUGUCAAAAGUCCAUCCGGAGGAUCCGGCGGCGACCGAUACGAUGAUUGGCAAGUUCACAUCCACGGUGACCGAGCUGCCCUUUGGUGCUUUGAAGUCCGACUGGUCGAGACUGUUGCUCCUGCAAAGGGCGCAACCGGAGGGCUCGAUUUUAAGAGAGAAACUGGGUCGUCUUUUCAGAAUUCUAGCGGCCGCUUACUCUGAAACCGUGGAACCCUCCGAUAUCACGAAGCCCGUCUUUUCAGCCACCAGCGGUUGGGAUGCUUUCACCAAUCGGAGCACAGAGACGAGUAGCUCCGCCGAAAGUCUGACUUCUACCAUCGCUUUGCCAAACCCCGAAGAAUCCAGCCGCACGACUAAAAUUGAACUAACUACCCUUGCAACUUCCGAUACAACGAAAUCGUACAUCAGAUUCGGUUCCUCUACACUUGCGGGCAUCGUUGCGCCCACUCCAUUCGAUGCGAACACUUUCGCAACGAACGCGAGAUCCACGACGCAAACGUCGAGCGAUCAGAAAUUCAGCAUUCAUAAUUUCGAUAAUUCCGUCAAGAACGACGACCCAGCUGUCAACGGCGCGGACAAAGGCUCUUGGCAGACAGAUCGGCCCGCGACGCAAGAGCGCCAAGAAAUAAAUGGGACGAAAUUAUCUCCGAUCGCCACGGCUUCAGCCUUUGAUGCAAGAACGACGCGACCGUCUGGGGACACCACCGAAACGGAGGGAACCUCUGUAAAUUUAAAAGUCGAAGCUUCCGACGAGAAGCGCGCGGACGAUCCGACUAACAAGCGUCAAGGGAUAAAGAUGACAGCGGAGAAAGAGGAAAGCUCCGAUCAUUUCCGUGGUACCGAGCAGAUCGGCGGUUUUGUCGCGGGUAAAUCGAGCGUGGCCGGAGCCGUCGACGGGGAAGACGCUCGGCCAAUUACAUCGCCGGUAUCAGAGACCGAUACACCGUUUACGCCGGUCGGGGGUGAUUUUUCAGCGAGCUGGAUCCGAGAUCAUGGGCCGGGAACUAUGAAUGUCGGACUGGCAGAAGGGAUAAAGGAAUUGGAUUCCGCCGGAACGGCGAGCACUGAAAUUGCGAGAGCCGAUCCCGGGCGUACGAGGGGCAGAGGAGAUCCUGCCGCAGUUUAUGCGCUCAUGAAUUCCGAAGAUCAAGAGAAUACUGCCGGCAAGCGGGGGGAAGAGUAUCGCGGUUCCGUGAAUACAAGUGACCCGGUGAUGUUGCACGUAAAAACCACCACGAUCGGGCGAAGUCGCGUUCAUACUGAUAGAAUUCGGGAGAACGAGGUCCCCGGCUUGGUCAACGACUUCCACGGCCGGCAGCCGGUUUACCGAAAAGAUGGCGGCCACUCGGCUCCAGGGACGAGUCCCCGGAGCAUCCAGAACUCUGCCGUCUAUCGGGUCGAGAUAAGGGAACCUUCGGUUCCGGGGGGGCCGAAGAUGGGCAGCGAAUUUUCGAGUCGCGCCGCCGUGAUCCCACGAGUAGUUACCUCGACUAUCGGGUCAGCGGGUGACCGGCCAGAUCAGUGGCGAGAUAACUGGUCCCGGAUAGGUCGCAUCGAGUCGAAGAAACCCGGAAGUUCGGAUACGGUCGUGGAGGAAACCUUUCGAUGGUUUUACAAUGCCGGGGCCGCGGAGGAUCGCGACAGCAAACAGCGUGGGAUUCGCAUCGAGUGCGAUGGAAACGGGCAUCGAGAAUUCACUAGGAUAGUGGAGCCGGUUACCGUCGACUAGACAAUCGUUGUGUCUUUUAUUUAUUUGCAAUUAAGUUUAUCUUGAUCGUAUAUGACGAAGCAAAUCUUGCUAUUCAAAUUAAACCAAUUAUUUAUUCGUUAAAAUUAACAACUUUGCAACUCUUCCAAAACAAUGUUUACGUUAUCGAAUUAAUUUCUAUUUAAAAAAAGAACUGUUGAAAUUUAUAUUAAUAUUUAACAAAGUGUAAUUUCUGUACGAUUUACAAGACUCAAUUUCGUAUUCACAAAACGCGCUAUAAGAUACAUAAAAUGAAAAAACUAUUAGAGUUAAGUUAGAGUUAAAAUAGCUUCGAGUGCAAAGGGUCGUGAGAUAGGUCGUGCAAUUGACCGAUGGAAGUGCGGAAUUUCGUUCCACGUUCGGCGUAAGAUUGGUAAAACAUUUUAUAGAAACUAGAGCGGUCGUGCUACGUAAGAUUCGAUAUACAGUGGCACGCGGACGGCCAGAACGGUGUGUUAACGUUCAAAUUCCUUUUCCAUUGGAUUUUCCACGUUCCCCGGAUAAUCGCCUCGUCUUGCGCACGCUGCGGCGUCCAAGUAAACGCUGGCCGAGUGCCACGAACGCCAAGAGUACAGGUGGUCCGCGAAAUCCUUCGAGCUCCGCGAGAGAUUUUUAUUGUUACGAGGCCUAUCGCCGAGGACAAAGGGCGGCCGUCUAUUUACAAGAACCCCUUCCUACACGCACGGAAGAGGAAGCACAGCAGGGGUAGCAAUAGCGUAGUUGCAGUAGCAGUAGCAGACACGCAAUCGUUUUGGUUCGCAGUCGUUCAACGGUCUCUCCACUGUUUCCCGUAACAACCGAGCCUCCGUGCUAUCGCUUUAAUCGUUUCAACGCUACUCUUCCGUGUCCUCUCGGUCUUUUGUUCGCACGAGGCUCGAAUUAAUGCAGACUUUCCCGUUCGUCCUAGAGCGAAUUAGCCGUUUGCAAAAAACUCGAGGGAAAAAGACGGGGGAAGAUACUCGGCCGCGCUCGUUACACCGAAACUAACGAACCACGACGGAUUAUUUUUGUUCUUCCGGUGAUGGACCCCAAUCGAAUUGUUACCGGCGGGCGGAGGUACCUACAUCGAAUGACGAUCGAUGCUAACGCCUGUCAACUAAACAACUUUUGUCAAUAUUGUCACAAUAGGAAUGCGUUACAAAGGCCAACCUAUUGUUUUCGACGAUAGAAAAGAAAAUGAUUGUUUGGAUCCAAGAGAAAAAUCAAUCUUCUUCGGGAAAAGGUUUUUCCAGAUUUUUCUAGGUCGCCGUACUCUAUAGGAUUAGAAUUGUUCCACGAAAGCUUUGUAUGCGUGUUGUCUAAUCGUUACUGUCGCGAACAUAUCAAGCAGUCUGAUAAUAAGUCACUUUCAAACAU